AUUUUGUGUCAGUUUUGAUAAUCCUGCAGUUAAAAUGUAUCUCGAAAAUCUUAUAAUGGAAUUCAAUACACUUAAAACAGAAGAUGACUGCUAUGAGGGCAACAAGAAAAGAAGACUUCUUGAAAUACAACCUGUGAUUAAUAUAAUUGAGGAAAGAAAUGCACUUACUGAAAAUUUAACUUCUUUAAAGGAAUUAACAUCAGAUGUUUCCAAAGACAAAGAAUUUCAGUCUGCUGUGGAUGAAGAAAGGCAGCUAUACAUUCGAAGAAUUAAGGCUUUGGAAAACAUGCUGCUUUCAGCUCUCAUUCCUCCUGAUGAAGAGGACAGCUGCAGCGACAUUGUGUUUGAAGUGUCUGCUGGCGUUGGUGGACAGGAGGCCAUGUUAUUUGCCAGAGAGUUAUUUGACAUGUACUGUAAUUAUAUAACAUACAAAAACUGGGAAAUGCUGGUUGGUCAUCUUGACCUUUCGGAUUUAGGCGGUCUGCGCCAUGCGAGUUUGCUCGUUUCUGGCGAAGAAGUGUACCAGUAUCUGAGAUAUGAGGCAGGGGUACACAGGGUGCAGAGGGUGCCGGCAACUGAGAGGUCCGGACGAGUUCAUACCAGCACGGUGUCUGUUGCUGUCCUACUGCAACCGGAAGAGGUUGACGUUGUUCUACAAGACAAGGACCUUCACGUAGAGACAAAACGCGCAACUGGACCAGGUGGUCAGCAUGUGAACAAAACUGAAAGUGCGGUGAGGAUAACUCAUCUGCCAACAGGAGUAAGCGUGGAGUGCCAGGUGGAUCGGUCACAGAUUAGGAACCGAGAGAUCGCGAUGCGGACGCUGACAGCUCGAAUAUAUCAACGGCAAGUCGAGGCACAGGCUUCGAGGACGCAGGCUGCAAGAAAACAACAGGUAGGGUCCAGUUUGAGGUCGGAGAAGAUUCGGACGUACAAUUUUAACCAGGACCGUAUAACCGAUCACCGGUUGAGCGGCGCUUUCCACAACAUGCCCAGAUUCCUUCUGGGCGGGGAGCAGCUCGACACACUAAUAUGCCAGUUGCAAAUGAUGAGAAAUAGAGACCGACUAUUGCAAGUGCUUUCUAGUGCGCAGUCUCAAAAGCCCUAGUGCAAUCUGCUUAGAAAUCUGAUUAGUUACGUGCGCAUUACAAGAGCAAAUCUCUCAAAUUCAUUUUAACAUGGUUUAAAGUUGACGAAGUGUAUCGUCCGUUAAUGGCCGACAGUGUUUCAGGUGGUUUCAGAAAGAUAAAUUUGUAUUUAUAGAUUGAAUUCUGUUGGAUUCAUUCGUACCAGAACAUUUAUCAUCACCAAGCAGGUUAGCGCAGUGGUAAUGUUCGUGAGGUAUUCUUUUCAAGUAAUGUGGGCCCCGGCUAUCCCGAUUCAGCUUUCUCGUGGUUUUAUGUCAGUUCUUCCAAGCAGACUUUUGGGUAGUGCCUUAAAAGUAUGCCUUUACUGCUCCGUUCGACAUCCUUCCCUGUCCGUGGGGCUGUGACCCCUUUUUUACCCGUAACAUCCACGUUUAAGUACGCAUCAUAUUUGAUUGAAGGAGAAAUGUGCAAAGGAUAUUUGAGCAUUUGGCUCGUGCUGCAGAGGAGCCUAAUUUGUGGUUCUGAGCGUCCUGACGCCGACAUGAUUCCAAAUCUAGAGGUGGCAUGAGACAUGUUGGUAACAAACAAAUGUCUAAAACAAGCCACGAUGAGCAUCCUCUGCCGCCACCAUGAGGGCGCUGAUGGAGGCAGCAAGGACCUCUGAAACGUCGAUAAACUUCUACCAGAGUACACGGUGAUACGUCUUUGUACUCACCGCUUUCAGAACCUUAGAUCUUACGAAGCAAAACAGAGAAGAUUUUGUGAUUUUGUAAAUGUUACAAAAAAAUAAAACUUAGAGCAAUAGAUAGUUAAAGAA
Molecule: messenger RNA, 1905 nt
Organism: Zootermopsis nevadensis
Lineage: Eukaryota; Metazoa; Arthropoda; Insecta; Blattodea; Termopsidae
Gene: mRF1
Product: mitochondrial translation release factor 1
Biological process (GO): translational termination
Molecular function (GO): translation release factor activity
Source: RefSeq, a predicted model, not a curated record